AUGCAUAUCGCUUACUCAUCAACUACCAGCGAAUCUCUUCAUCAGUUGGGGCCAGCAUAUCCCUGCAAAACCCUCCCUGUAAUUCACAAAAGUACAACUCUUAGGGAGACAGAAAACAAAUGGCAGAGAUGAAGGACGUUACCGGCUUCCGCUAUUCUUCACUCCCAUCUUCUUCAUCGCCUCCAGCUGCAAGAAAUCUCGGAGGAUGGAAAGCCAUAAGAUAUAUUCUUGGGAACGAGUCAUUUGAAAAGCUGGCUUCUAUGAGCUUGAUUAUCAAUAUGACUGUUUAUCUGCAAAACAAAUACCACAUGGGAGGUGCAUCUAAUGUCUAUGUCACCAAUAUAUGGUCUGGUUCCUCCAACGCUACAUCUCUAUUAGGUGCAUUUCUUGCUGAUACUUACUUGGGCAGAUUUCGUACCCUUCUCUUUGGGACCAUAUUUUCUCUUCUGGGCAUGGUGGCAAUGACACUGACAGCAGCUGUGCCUCAGUUAACACCCCCCAAAUGCGAGGGGGAGUCCCACUGCCUCCAGCCUGAAAAAUGGCAGCUGGGGUUCCUCUUUACGAGUCUUGGGUUUUUGUCAAUAGGAGCUGGGGGCAUUAGACCCUGCAAUAUUGCCUUUGGUGCUGAUCAAUUUGACACCAGAACUGCAAAGGGCAGAGCAAAUCUAGAGAGCUUUUUCAAUUGGUGGUACUUCUUCUUUACAAUUGCCCUGUUGGUAGCUCUUACAGGUGUUAUCUACAUUCAGACUGAUGUCAGUUGGGUAAUAGGCCUUCUCAUCCCAACAGCUUGCUUAUGUCUCUCCUUAUCCAUUUUCUUGAUCGGCCGCCAUACUUAUAUUUGCAAGAAGCCUCAAGGCAGCAUCUUUGCAGAUAUGCUUAAGGUAAUCACAGCUGCCUACAGGAAGCGUCAGCUAAAUAUUGUGCCGGGUUCUCAGCAUUCGUUUUACGAUCCACCAAUGAAUGACUCAGACUUGCACCUAAAACUUUCUCCUACAGAUGGGUUUAAGCUUCUUGACAAGGCAGCUGUAAUCACUGAUCCUAGUGAAUUGGAUGCCCAAGGCAGGCCCAAGAAUACUUGGAGACUUUGCAGCUUGCAUCAGGUGGAGCAACUGAAAUGUUUAGUAGCAAUACUGCCAGUUUGGGUAUCAGGAAUUGCUUGUUUCAUACCUAUGGACCAACAGAAUGCAUUUGGGAUCCUUCAAGCCAUUCAAAUGAACAAAUCUCUUGGAUCACAUCUCACAAUCCCACCAGGAUGGAUGGGCCUUACAUCGAUGAUUGCACUUUCCAUGUGGGUUUUCAUUUAUGAGUUCAUCUUCAUCCGUCUGGCAAAGAAGUUGACAGGAAGGGAUAAACGAUUGACAGUGGCACAAAAAAUUACGAUUGGCAUUGUACUGUCGAUUCUAUGCAUGCUGGUAGCUGCCAUUGUUGAGAAACAACGCCGUGACUCAGCUUUGAAACAUGGUUCUUUUGCCUCCCCCAUAACUGUGGGAUUGCUCCUUCCUCAGUUCAUCCUGUCGGGAUUAGUUGAAGCUUUUGCAGCAGUUUCCAUAAUGGAAUUCUAUACCACACAAAUGCCAGAGAGCAUGAGGACUGUUGCAGGGGCAGUCUUCUUUCUCAGCUUAUCAAUAGCAAGUUAUGUGGGCUCUUUAAUCAUAAAUAUCAUCCACCAUGUCACCGGAAAGAAUGGGAAAUCGCCAUGGUUGGGUGGUCAUGACCUCAACAAGAAUAGGCUUGAUUACUACUAUUACAUCAUUGCAGGCUUGGGAGCAGUAAACUUCGUUUAUUUCAGUUUCUUUGCUAGCCGUUAUGCAGUGGAAUUGGAGAAAUCAAGCAAUUGCCAUUCAAGAAAACUGCAUGGAGAUGAAACUGGGGAUGAAGAAAAAGAGCUGGAGCUUCAUGGCAGACUGAUAGUCACUGCCAUGGAAGAAAAGCAGUCGCAGAAAUCUAACUGAGAUUUCAAGGAUUAUCAGAAAGACAGGAACUUUGGAUUUAUAAUUUGUAUAGUAUUAGCAUUUGCUAAUAUGUAUAACUUUCCGUUCUCUCCAAUAUAUUCAAAGAAUC
Manihot esculenta (cassava) is the source of this 2061-nucleotide messenger RNA. RefSeq names its product protein NRT1/ PTR FAMILY 2.8. Gene Ontology annotation, cellular component: plasma membrane. Lineage: Eukaryota; Viridiplantae; Streptophyta; Magnoliopsida; Malpighiales; Euphorbiaceae. Gene Ontology annotation, molecular function: transmembrane transporter activity. The coding region runs from base 120 to 1952 and encodes 610 amino acids. The record is from RefSeq and is a predicted model, not a curated record. Gene Ontology annotation, biological process: transmembrane transport. The transcript has 3 exons.